CCGGUUCGCCUUGGCCUGGGUUUCCAUGCAAUAGGAACUGAGCACAGGUCAAACUCAAUGCCAUGCCAUCCGACAAAUCAGACAAACAAGGGACGACAUGGAACGGCUGUAUCUGUACCUAGGUGCAUCCAAAUUGACUUCCUCCUCAGCACCCUACUGCUACACUGCAACCCCCUCAGCUGGGUUUGAUCUGCUCGGUCAUUGAACGGCGGCGCAUCACAGCUUCUCGGUCGCUUGUCCCCAUCGCCUGGUUAGGAUGUGCAGAGUUCACCUCGGUUUGCUUCCCCGGCCAGUAGGAAGCGGUUACGUACGACUCGCCAGAGAGACGCUCCACACACGAGACCGGCCAAGGACUCAAGCAACUAGCUCAGUCUCACACACACACCAUGACACGGCAAUUGCCAGAUGCGGAGACAAAAUGCAGCACAAAGACAAUGGGAAUGAUAAGAGCUCGCCGGCGCUCUCCAGGACACGAGUAGGAUGGAUAACACCAAAACCUCCCCCUGCCUCCAGUUUGGCUGCAACUGCUGCAGCAGCAUUAGCAAGGUCGACGAAGUUUCAUGCCGUCCCCCCAUGGAUGCCGGCCAUCUCUAUCACCACGCUACUAGGCAUCCUAUCCUCCGACAUGGCCGGCUUUUGCAGUUCACGGAUACAUUUGGGCGUUACCCUGGCGGGGGAGGAAAAGAAAGAGCUGGUUCUACAGAGACCGACAAUGAAGCCCUGUCGGCUGGAAUUGGUGUUUGUUCUUUCUCCCUACUCCGCACUGCAAGCAGCACAGCAAAGCUUCCGAGCAUCCGAGCCAACAGCCCCUCAGUCCCCUUCCGGAAUCUGAGUUCGAGGUCGAGUUUCCCAGCCGCCUUUUGUGGCUUUCGCUGGCUCUAUUGACACUGCUGGUGGGUGCGUGGUGUUCCAGGUUAACGGGCGACGCAACGCUGUGGCGUGGGGAACAGGGAGAGGUCGUUUGCUCCUUCCCGACAGGGCAUGGUGGGCUGGUCCCAGUGAACGGGGCGCUGCAUGGAAAGAAAUAG
Messenger RNA from Colletotrichum navitas, 1028 nucleotides. RefSeq lists its product as uncharacterized. The transcript has a single exon. NCBI's taxonomy places the organism in Eukaryota, Fungi, Ascomycota, Sordariomycetes, Glomerellales, Glomerellaceae. Bases 257 to 832 code for a protein of 191 amino acids. The record is from RefSeq and is a predicted model, not a curated record.